Messenger RNA from Hyla sarda, 5712 nucleotides. RefSeq names its product low density lipoprotein receptor class A domain containing 4 (gene LDLRAD4). Lineage: Eukaryota; Metazoa; Chordata; Amphibia; Anura; Hylidae. Gene Ontology annotation, cellular component: early endosome membrane; Golgi membrane. The transcript is spliced from 4 exons. The record is from RefSeq and is a predicted model, not a curated record. Gene Ontology annotation, biological process: negative regulation of transforming growth factor beta receptor signaling pathway. Gene Ontology annotation, molecular function: R-SMAD binding. Bases 935 to 1753 code for a protein of 272 amino acids.
UGCAUACUGAAGGGUAUACUUCAGAUUUCAGAAGAAUUAAAACCUCCAGGUAACCUUGUGCACAGGGAGAUCUGACACAGGGGGGCACUGACACAAAUGGGCCCUAAUGAUUCCAGGUUUUGUAUGAGGGGUGUAACUUCUGGGCCAUAUUGCAAUAUCUGUACCAGGGCCCAGUGCUAUUCCUUUGGGUCCAUACAUACUGGUGCCUUCUUAUGGGGGCAGAGGUGCCUUUGGGGCCCCAGCUCGCACCCCCUAUAGUCCCACCUGGUCUUUCUGUGGGUGUCACACUGCUAUAGGGGUCCUAAGGUAUGUGCUGCUGUUAUCUCACCCGACAUGUCACUCCCAGCGCCCUAAUCUCAGCCAUGUAUUUGGGAGCUGCAGUCACUGGGCUGUACAGAAGGAAUAUUAUAUUGAUAAAAAGGAAGGGCCUGAAUGGGUUAAUGCGGCCGCUAAGUGUGUACAUCACCUGAGGUAACUUUCCGUCCGUGCGGAAGGUCUGGUGCCGCUCCAGCUGUGCACGGAGCAUGUGUGGGGCUGUGCCAGCAGCCGGAGCCUUGGCAGGAGGAGGGUGCGGGGGGCGGCACUGAGCAUCACACAGGCUUCUCUAAAGUAAGGAGGAAAGUGCGGGGCUGAGGAAUGACGCACGGGACCGUGCCCCGGAGCGGAGAUGCGGAACCAUUAGAGGCCCCGGCGCACACACAGCGACACUGCUCCCGGACGGCGGCGGCUCCACUUCCUCUCCGCGGCUGAACAGCUGAUGCGCCCGCCGGAGGAUAUGAGGCUGCCUGCCCUGUGCUCUCCUUCCUUCCGCCGCUGCUAGUCACUGCCUGCCGCCGCCAUCUGGACUCUGCAACCCGCCAGGCGGAGGCACAAGUGCGGGCACAGAGAGGCGCUGCGGGGAUGCUGCACAUGCCGAUCUGCCCAGCUCCUGAGUAUGUCCAGUGACCACCUCAACUCCACACUGCAAGAUGCCGCAUUCAAAGACCUCUUCCUGGUGAAAGCUGAACUGGAGUUUGUGCAGAUCAUCAUCAUAAUCGUGGUUAUAACUGUGAUGGUUGUUGUGAUCGUCUGCCUUCUGAAUCAUUAUAAGCUCUCAACGUGGUCCUUCAUUAACCGACAAAGCCAAAGCAGAAGACAGGAAGAAGUGCUUCAGCCGGAAACGUGUCUGUGGCCUUCAGAUAGUUUAAUGGCACGACAAGGAGCGUCAGAGAUCAUGUAUGCACCAAGGUCGAGGGACAGAUUCACAGCUCCUUCUUUUAUGCAGAGAGAUCGUUUCAGCCGCUUCCAACCAACAUAUCCUUACAUUCAGCAUGAGAUUGACCUUCCACCUACUAUUUCCCUCUCUGACGGCGAGGAGCCUCCACCUUACCAAGGUCCAUGCACUCUUCAGUUGCGGGACCCAGAGCAACAGAUGGAACUAAACAGAGAAUCUGUCAGGGCUCCACCAAACAGGACCAUUUUUGAUAGUGAUUUAAUAGAUAUAGCUAUGUACAAUGGUGGCCCGUGUCCACCUAGCAGCAAUUCCGGCAUCAGUGCAACCAAUUACAGCAGCAGUGGAAGAAUGGAAGGACCACCACCAACCUACAGUGAAGUUAUGGGACAUUACCCGGGCUCAUCUUAUUUCCAACACCAGCAAAAUAACUCCUCUACCCCGUCUCUGACAGGUGGCAGACUUCAGUAUCAACAAAAUGAUCUAGAAAGCACAAUAGUCCCUGUCAAUGGAAAAGAUAGGCAGCCCGGAAACCUUGUCUGAAUCUCCUCCAAACGGUCCAUAACCUAAAGCGGCAGAAGUAGACGUGACAGUGACCGGGUGACUUCCUGAGCUCUGGUGCACAGUGCUGUUGUUUCUCAAGUGGUACACUCAAGUUAAGCCAAAUGCACAUAUUUCUUGUAUGCAGAUUCUGAUACCAGUCAGAGGAAGGCAUGCAAUCGGAUAGAAUUCUACACACUUUUUCUGUUUGACCCAUACAUUUGUUUCAAGAAACGUCUUUUUAUGUUAUCAUAUUUCAGUUUAUUUAAACUUUACAAAAAUGUGGCACAGAACUCUAGCUUUGCAGAGCCUCUCUCAUAUACUGAUAUUAGUGAGAGUCACAUAGAACAAGAAAGUGUUUAUUUAGAGAUGCUAAGGUUUAUAGGCAGAUGGCCAAUGUGUAGGGGCAGUGCUAACUAUUUUAUGGAAAUCUAUAACCCUUUUGUGUGUGCUAAUGUGUACAGUGAGUUGACUGAAUGAGAUGAAUGCAGAUUUUAUAUAUAUAUUUUUUUUAUUGUUUAUUCACAUGUUCAGCAUCCUGUACGUAUUUAAUGCGCAGGAUUUGAAGCUGUAGAUUUUAUGCUGAAAGAGUUCAAUGGAAACUGACAACGUGGCAUCAAUUCUGUAGCUUCAAAUCUGCUGCAUCAAUUAUGCGCAGCAUACUGUACGUGAGAAUAGAACCAUAAAGGGGUACUCUGCUGCUCAGCGUUUGUAACAAACUGUUCUGAGCGCUGGAGCUGGCGCCGGGAGUUUGUGACGCCAUAGCCCUGCCUCUCAUGACGUCACGCCCCGCCCCCUCAAUGCAAGUCUAUGGGAGGGGGCUUGACGCUGUCACGCCCCUCCCAUAGACUUGUAUUGAGGGGGCGGGACAUGAUGAUGUUGUGAGGGGGUGGGGCUAUGACGUCACAAGCUCCCAGCUCCAGCGUUCAGAACAGUUUGUUCCAAAUGCUAAGCAGUGGAGUACCCCUUUAGGAGGAAAAGUUGCACUAAAUGAUAAUUAUUCACAUUAUUUUCUAUGAGGGAAUCGUGUAAUGUAAUUCUUACUUGUCAUGCAGUAUUUGUGAGGAUAAAACAAUUGAGACGACCAGCAACAAAGAAACCAUCCAAGGUUUCACUCUCACUAGUUUGCUAGAUGCACAUUUCUUCUUUAGUUAACCAGGAAUGGGCAACUUUCCUCUGUUCCGUUACCACUGUAUCUGCAUGAAAUACAGAAUACAGAAAGUUUUCCAUUCAUACAAUACUAUACUGAAUUAAAUUUAAAGUGAAAACCCUAAGGGUACUUCUAUAUGCUGCAAAAAAAAUCUGCACAGAAUCCAUGCUGAAAAGGACCUGUUAUGUGGAUCUGCUACUUCAUGCUGAGGGAAUAUAAAUGUCAAAUGCUGUAUAAAAUCUAUAGUUAUUGCAGAUUUCAAAAACAUGGGAAAGUAAAGAAAAACUGUCUAAAAGAAAAACUGAUUUAGUGGGACAUGUCAACCAAAUACAUUGUAGAUCUCACUUUACAUAAUGAUCAUUGAAAAUUAAAGCUGAGCUCUGAUUGGUUGCUGUGGAACACUAAAAAGUUUCUCUUAGAGUACUUUCACACGAGCGGAUCCCCAGCGUAUUUUACGUUGCAGAUCCGCCCCUGUAUGGUGCCUUUACAGGUGCCUGCUUGGAGCGGCAAUACACGAGCAGACACACUGCUAUGAGCAGACACACUGCGAUGUGCGAGGCGCAGUGCGCAGUAUACUUGCACAUCGUGGCAGCUCUCGGCCUAGCUCAUAGAGCAGGGGGAGCGGUCGCGAUGUGUGAAAGUACACCGUGCAUGUGCGGCAACUCGCACAUCGCUUCACUGUGUCUGCUCGUAGCCGCUUAUUGCCGCUCCGAGCAGGCACCUGUAAAGGCAGCAUACAGCGGUCCUUCAGCCUGUAAAGGCAGCAUACAGAGGUCCUAAUACGCGCUGGGGAUCCGCUCGUGUGAACGUACCCUUAGACACUUUUAUUCCCUCCCACAGAUUUUUUUUUUUUUUUAAUCUCUCUCGCUCUCUCUCUCGACAUUUACAUAACCCGUUGUUUCCAUAAUCCGCAUUGGCAAAUAUCGGCAACAAUAUCUGCACAAUUUGAUGUGGAUGCGGUACUGCAAAUUUACCCGUAGAAAGGCUGUGGAUUUUACACUGCAGUAAAUCUACAGCAUCUGUUUGGUGUGAAAGUACCCUGACACUCUCUGUAGUAUCAAUGUGCUGAUAUUUUGGUUGUGACAUUUCUUUUAGACAUUUCAUACCCAUGUCUGCGUUAAAGCACCAUUAUUAUGUUUACUCGUGAACACUGCUGGGGACAAUGUCUAACAUCAAUAUUACUUUGUUUUAGUUUUGUUUAUAACCCAGACUAAUAAGCGUCCAUGCAACAAGUAAACUAAUCCAUAAGUACCUAGAAAAAGUGCUGAAGUCUGUACUUAGGGAGGUCUAAACAGCCAUUGGUUGUUAAGUAUCCAAGCUGAUCAAGAAGUUGUUCAUAAAUUCUUAGCUUUAUUGUAUCUUAAAUGGGUACUCCACCCCUAGACAUUUUAUUCCUUAUCUAAAGGAUAGGGAAUAAGAUGUCUGAUGGCUGGGACCCCCACGAUCUCUGUGUAGCCCCAGUCUUUCGUUUAGAAAGCUGGGGGCGGUCAUGACAUCACGGCCACGCCCCACCGAGCCAUCACGCCACACCCCCUCAAUGUAAAUCUAUGGGAGGGGCGUGGCUGUCGCCACGCCCCCUCCCAUAGACUUACAUUGAGGGGGCAUGGUGUGAUAUCACAAUGGGAUGUGGCCAUGACGUCACGACCCCCGCUCCAAGCGUUCGGAACAAAAUUCCGAAUGCUGGGGCAGCGGAGUACCCCUUUUUUAAAUCUGAUUUUGAGCUGGCUUUUCUUCAUGACUUGUAUGUAGUAUGGAUCAAUAACCACACUUGGCUACACUAGGCAAAGCCACAAAAUAACUUCAAGAUGUGUGCACAGUUAUUAUCUGUGGUACAAAAAGACACUUCCAGGACACAUUCAAAAUAGCCCCUUAGACGUGAUUCUUAUAUAUGAAUAAUGUACAGAAAGUUUAUUAGCUCUUGCCUCUCUCUCUUCUUGGUUAUCCACUUUAAAGCUUGCACCAAAUGCUGGAACUGUUUCUACUUGUGUGAUGAUAUUCACGAUCUGUUCAUAUUACAAGUGGUCUGAACCGCUGAACAAUGUAAAAGAGUAUUCUGUGCCUGGAAACAGUUCCAAUUCUUCAUCCUCUUAAAACCACAGUGAAGGGCAUUUCUUGAAAUAUAGUUGACCGUGAAGACGGCCACCUAAGGGAGGAAAAGGAUGCUUUAGCUAUUCAUUAUCUUUAUAUAUUCACAAGAUGCACAGAAGUAGAAUCCUAUAUAGAAGGUUUAACAGUAAAGUCUUUGAAGUGUAAAAUUUACCAUAGACAUGAGAUUCUGUGAUCUCCUGACGUAACUGCAUCAGAUUUGUUGGGCAGCCAACUAUCCAUUUCCCUGUGUUUGAAAUAACUUCAUUGGUUGGCCUGUUUUCUGUCUGUGACUUUACUAUGAAGCGACAGGCUGUGCUUCUUUAUCUAUGGACAGCUUGUGAACAUAUAAUUAAAUUAAACAAUGUUAGAAACCUAGAUAGGUAGAUUUGUUGCAGGGAUAUUCAGGCUUGCAGAGAUUCAUGAGCUUGUGGCCAAAACAACCCCAUUUAUAGUAAAUGAAUUGUUUUCUUAGCUGCCACUGAUCCUCUGUGUGUUAAUAUUUCCCUACCCUACAUCUUCGAAUAUGUGUCCUUGUAGAGCUGGGCGGUAUGACCAAAUGUGUAUGUGUAUCACGGUAUUUUUGUAACUUAUGGCGGUUCCACGGUAUAUAAUGGUAUUUCUGUCCCCCAAGCCCCGCACCCCCAAAACAUGUGACCCGCAAGCGCUGUUCUGCCCCCCCCCCCCAUUUAAUUAUUAGAGCUGCGCUGUCCCCAUCGGGUUACUA